This is a messenger RNA of Lampris incognitus (smalleye Pacific opah), 3324 nucleotides long. It is a transcript of the gene slc19a2, whose product is annotated as solute carrier family 19 member 2. Gene Ontology annotation, molecular function: vitamin transmembrane transporter activity. The record is from RefSeq and is a predicted model, not a curated record. The transcript is spliced from 5 exons. Gene Ontology annotation, biological process: transmembrane transport; vitamin transport. NCBI's taxonomy places the organism in Eukaryota, Metazoa, Chordata, Actinopteri, Lampriformes, Lampridae. Gene Ontology annotation, cellular component: plasma membrane. Bases 49 to 1413 code for a protein of 454 amino acids.
GACCGCCUCAUGCAAGGGGAGGUCAUGCGGACGGGAUAAACCCGAACCAUGCCGGAGUUAUACCCGACCUUCUUACUCUGCGUGUAUGGCUUCUUCUCCAGUCUCCGACCGUACGAGCCUUUCCUGACGGCCUUUCUGAUGGGACCGGACAAAAACCUGACCGAAACACAGGUUGUUAAUGAAAUCUACCCGAUAUGGACCUACUCCUACCUGGUGUUGCUCUUCCCCAUCUUUCUGGCUACCGACUACCUCUGUUACAAACCUGUGCUAAUCCUGCAGGCAGCCAGCUUUCUAAUCACAUACUCCAUGCUGAUUAAGGCCCAGGGCGUGCUGGCCAUGCAGCUCCUAGAGUUUUUCUUUGGGCUGGCCACGGCCACGGAGGUGGCUUACUAUUCCUACAUCUACAGUGUGGUAGAGCCGGCCCAGUACCAGCGAGUGACUGGUUACUGUCGUAGCGUCACCUUGCUCGGCUCGGCGGCCGGCUGCUUAGCCGGUCAGCUCCUGGUGUCCGUGGCCCGGGUCUCCCUGCUCUCCCUGGUCGUCAUCACGCUUGUGUCUGCUGUGGUGGCGUUCGUGGCCCCCUGGUUUCUGCCCGUGACCAGUAAGAGCCUGUUCUUCCACAAGAGCGCCGUGGUGGAGGAGGGGACGGCGCACCAGACCAGCAGGUCUGCCAUGAAGGGGGCAGAUGACUCUGAGAACAAAGUGCCUCUAAACAUAGAAGAUGUCAUCACUGUCCCGGUGGCCAGUGAGGUGAAUCAGAAUCAGAGAGGUGGUGAUGGCAGCGGGCCGACGGAGGUGCUGCGGAUCCUGUGGGAUGACUUCCUCCAGUGUUACUCGUGCCGGCCUCUGCUGGCCUGGUCGGUGUGGUGGGCCCUCUCCACCUGCGGCUACUUCCAGGUCAUCAACUACACCCAGGCCCUGUGGGAGAACAUCCGGCCCUCCCAGGACUUCGCCAUCUACAACGGCUAUGUGGAGGCGCUUGCCACGCUGCUGGGUGCGUUGGCAGCAUUUGGCGUUGGCUACGUGCCGGUGUCGUGGGCGGUGUGGGGAGAGUUGGCUCUCUGGGUUUUCUCCAUGCUGAUGGCCGCGUCCGUCUACGUCAUGGACAUAGUGAAGAACAUCUGGGUGUGCUACGGCGCCUACGUCCUCUUCAGGGCUACCUACAUGCUGCUCAUCACCAUUGCCACGUAUCAGAUAGCGGCUAGCCUUAGCAUGCAGCGCUAUGCCUUGGUAUUUGGAGUGAACACCUUUGUGGCUCUGCUGCUGCAGUCUCUGCUCACGCUGGCAGUGGUGGACAACGCCACCCUGGGCCUGGACGUCUAUGUACAGGCAAGUGUCUCUGUAUCCCACAAAGUUGAAUCAGUUCAUCUAAGUGAUAAAACGUUUCUCCCAUUAAACUUUGUGUCCAGAUGAACUGAUUACGCUUUCCAGGAUUUCUUUACCUGGCCUGUGUUAUUAAGCAUGCAUUAAGACAAGUCUAGUGUAGUCGGCCUCUCCGGGGAAUCGGCUCUUCCUGUAGUUCAGACUAGAGAUGCCCAUGGAGUUAGUUUUAUUUUUUUGUACACAUUUUGCUCCAAGUAAAACAAAGCGAUGUUUGCCGAGCUUACUCAGCCCCUCCCCCCAACAUUUAACUUUUUUUUCCGGUGUGAUUUUUGCCAGCAAAAUGACUGCAGUAGUAGUUUCUAGAAUUAUGAGGCACAUUUUGCAAUAUUUAUAUUCACAAAAUUGUGUAUUAAAAAUGCAUACAUUAGCUUUUUACCCAGUCAUGUUGCCUCUAUGAAUGGCAUAUGAUUACAAAGUCAAGAUCUUAAUUCAUAGGCAAGUUUAUUUUUACAGCAAUUUUCAUACAUAAAGGCAAAAAAAAUUUAAAUUAGGACAGUUGUAUGGCUACUGCUGAUAUUCUAAGAGCUAUUGAUUGUCUGACAAAUGAACUCCUUCAGUAGCAAGCUCAAUUUGGCUCUCAGCUGGCUGCAUUAGAGCCUGGCAUCAUUUCAGGUGCUUCCCCCGUCCUUUUGGGCUACCAUUGUCAGGCGGAGUUGUGGAGUCUCGCUCCCUCUCUGACCCCAUGGGUGAUAAGAAUUUCCUCCUGGUGGAUCAUCUUCUCCCCAGGACCACCCAUGUAGAGCCUCUUGAGGGGUCAAGAAGUAGGUUUCUACUCCCUGUUUGCACAAAAACUCUCCAGCGACAUCUCUUAAGAGGAAGCGGUCUUGUGUCACAGCCUCCCUUUCUGCUGAGUUCAAUGCAGCAAUGGGUUGUACAACCUCUGGUCACUAAGGCUGACCAGACUGACCUUCUUCCAAGAAAGCUACUUAAUUUUGUCAUUGUAUUCUUACAAGUAAUUUGUUGUCUGCAUUCGCCCUGGACACUGUUGCGCAGUCUUGGCUGACAUGCCUCUUUAGUGUCGCAUGGAGGUCAGGGACAGUACCUGUGGAGUGGCGGUUCUCAUAUUUAAAGAGGACUGAAGGGUGUGCUCUAAUUAUCAGGGUAUCACAUUGCUCAGCCUCCCUGGGAAAAUCUACUGUAGGGUGCUGGAAAGGAGGCUCCAACCAAUUGUCGAACCUUGGAUCCAGGAGGAACAAUGCGGAUUCCGUCCUGGCCCUGGAACAACGGACCAAGUCUUUACCCUUACGGAAGUGCUGAGGGAGGCAUGGGAGUUUGACCAGCCAGUCUACAUGUGUUUUGUGGACUUGGAGAAGACUUACUAUGUACCCCGGGGCACUCUGUGGGGGGUACUGGGGUAGUUGCUACAAGCCAUCUGGUCCUUGUGUAACCAAUGUGAGAGCUGUUUCCGCAUUCUCAGCAUAAAGUCAAACACGUUUUCAGUGGGUGUCGGACUCUGCCAAGGUAGUCUCCGAUUCUGUUUGUGAUAUUCAUGGACAGGAUCUCUGCUCUUCGCAGAUGUGGUUUAGUUGGCUUCAGCUGAGUGUGAAAUGGCCGGGAUGAGCGUCAGCACCUCCAAGUCUGAGGCCACGGUUCUGUACCGGUGGAUUGCUCCCUCCAGGUUGAGGAUGAGUUGUUGCCUCAAGUGAAGGAGUUCAAAUAUCUCAGGAUGUUGUUCACGAGUGAGGGUAGGAUGGAAUGGGAGAUAGACGCAGCAUCAGCAGUAAUGUAGACGUUGUACCGGACUGUUGUGGCGAAGAGAGCUGAGCCGGAAGGCAAAGCUCUCAAUUUACCAGUCAGUCUUCAUUCCAACCCUCACCUAUGGUCAUGAGCUUUGGGUAGUGACCGAAAGGGUGAGAUCACGAAUACAAGCAGCUGAAAUGAGUUUCCUCCAUAGGGUGUGGAGCUAGUUGAUGUGGUGCCCCCGGGGUAAACCCAGAACUC